Molecule: messenger RNA, 1948 nt
Organism: Cloeon dipterum
Lineage: Eukaryota; Metazoa; Arthropoda; Insecta; Ephemeroptera; Baetidae
Gene: PpD3
Product: protein phosphatase D3
Exons: 9
Coding region: 96-1559 (487 amino acids)
Molecular function (GO): hydrolase activity; protein binding
Source: RefSeq, a predicted model, not a curated record
CUUCAUUCAUUCAUGUAAGUAGCUUCAGCAAACGGCGUUUAAAUCACAGAUUUGAUUGGAUUUUCGACCUAUAAUCGGCUAAUGUCAGUAAUACAAUGAGCGGAGAAGACGACUCUAAACUGGAGGUGUCCGAAGAGCAGACCAAGGAGGCGGAAGUGUGCAAGGAAACGGCUAACAAGUAUUUCAAAGAACAAAAUUUUGACGAGGCCGUGAUAUGGUACUCAAAAGCCAUCGAACUGAAUCCAAAUGUGGCCGUGUACUACGCCAACAGAAGUUUUGCGAACCUGAGGCAAGAGGCAUUUGGCUACGCCUUGUCAGACGCCUCUAAGGCCAUCCUGCUGGACAAGUCGUAUGUUAAAGGCUACUACCGACGGGCUGCCGCCCACAUGAGCCUUGGCAAGUUUAAGUUGGCCCUGAGGGAUUUUGAGACUGUCACCAAGGCUAGACCAAAUGACUCGGAUGCCAAAAAGAAGUUCCUGGAAUGUACCAAGAUUGUGAGGAAACUUGCAUUCGAAAAGGCAAUUGCCGUGGACAAGAAAAACGUGGCAGACACUAUCGACCUCGCAGGAAUGGCCAUCGAAGACGAUUACUUUGGGCCAAAGUUAGUUGAUGAGAAAGUCACCUUAGAUUUUAUGAAGAAGUUGAUGGAUUGCUACAAGAACCAAGGAAAACUUCACAGGAAAUAUGCCUACAAAAUCUUGCUAGACGUGGAACAGCUUUUUAUGAAACAGCCAUCAAUGGUCGAGGUACACAUUCCGGAUGACAAGAAAUUCACAAUUUGCGGGGACAUACAUGGACAGUUUUACGACUUGAUGAACAUUUUCACCUUGAAUGGUCUGCCAUCCCCAGACAACCCAUACCUCUUCAAUGGAGACUUCGUAGACAGAGGCUCAUUCUCAGUAGAGUGCAUUUUCACGUUGUUCGGCUUCAAACUGCUCUAUCCCGACCACUUUUUCAUGUCUAGAGGUAAUCACGAAAGUGUCACAAUGAAUCAGAUGUAUGGCUUUGAAGGCGAGGUUAAGUCGAAGUAUACAGAGCAGAUGGCCCACCUAUUCACCGAGGUGUACAAUUGGCUUCCGCUCUGCCACUGUCUCAAUAAGAGAGUCCUUGUCAUGCACGGCGGCCUCUUCUCACGGGACGGAGUCAAACUCGAUGAGUUGAGGGUAAUCGAGAGGAACAAACAGCCUCCUGAGGACGGGCUUAUGUGCGAGCUACUCUGGUCAGACCCUCAGCCGCAGGAUGGACGGGCUCCCUCCAAGAGAGGCGUGGGCGUCCAGUUCGGACCUGACGUCACUCACAGAUUUCUUAAAGACAAUGGGUUGGAUUAUGUUGUAAGAAGUCACGAAGUUAAAGCAGAUGGCUAUGAAGUCGCGCAUGACGGCAAAUGCAUCACUGUUUUCUCAGCGCCAAACUAUUGUGAUACCAUGGGUAACAAAGGAGCCUUCAUCAUUCUCAACGGAAAGGACAUGAAGCCGAAUUUCACUACCUAUGAAGCAGUCCCCCACCCGAACGUGAAGCCGAUGGCGUAUGCCAACUCCAUCAUGAGUCUGCUGUGCUAGGACACCGCCGCGGCCUGCUGGGCGCCUGACUGCUCGGCCCAAGGGUGACGCUGGUCACAUCUCGGACGAUCAUCUCGGCGACACGCCAUGCCAGCUCCUCCUUGUCGUGAGGCCGCACAAGACGGCGCAUCACCCUGCUGAGGCGGGACUCGCGGCGUGCCUCAGGCUCCGGCUCAAAGUCGGCCUCGAAACGGCCCAGCUCGUCAAUGCGUCCCAGCGAUAGGCCGCUGCUGAAACAGUAUGCUCAUAUUGGUGCAUUUGCACAUAAUGGAAGCGAUAAUGUGACCGCAUCGCUGAUUUACUCAUUUAUUUGAUCACUGCAGGCAAUAACCACUCACUGUUCGUAGUGUCAUGCCAGACAGUCAAUAAAUUUGCUAUUGAAUUAUAAA